AAAAAAAAAAGCAUAUCAAAACAAAACUGAGAGAGAGUAUCCAUAUUUGGAGGAAAAAGAAAAGAAUGCAGCAGCCCUAUGAGUACCGUUACCCACAAGGCACUGGCCCUUCGGCUCCUCCGCCGCCUCCAAAAGCCGGAGUGAUAGUGGAUCCAAAGUACUGCUCUCUGCACCCUGUAGAUUUGGCGAUCGUACGGAAGGUGUUGAAGAUAACGGACGGUAACUUCGUGAUAACGAAUGCGGAAGGAAACUUGUUGUUCAAGGUGAAGGAUCCUUUUUUUAGUCUUCACGAGAAGAGGAUCUUGAUGGAUGGUUUUGGAACUAAGGUCUUGACUUUGAAAGGGAAGAUAAUGACCAUGCAUGACAGGUGGCUAGUGUUUAGAGGAGGGAGUACGGAGGAGGUUGAUCUGCUAUACACGGUGAAAAGAUCAAACAUGGUUCAGAUAACCACCAAACUUGAUGUGUUUUUGGCUGAUAACAUAGAGCAGAAGAAAUGUGAUUACAGACUCGAAGGGGUUUGGCUCGAGACUUCUUGUUUUGUCUACGCUGGCGAUUCUGACAUCAUUCUUGCCCAAAUGCGCGAGAAGAAAACGAUGCAGAGCGUUCUCUUUGGAAAGGACAAUUUCUGCCUCACUGUUAAUCCAAAUGUUGAUUAUGCCUUCAUUGCCUCUCUCAUUGUCAUCCUUGUAGAAAUACAAAUAAGUCUUAGAAAAUUAACAAAACAACUCUUGCUUUUAGAAUAAGAUGUUGUAUUAUAGUUAGUGGGCUACAUUUAAUUUGUUUCCAUUAAUCAAGGUAAUGUCGAGUGCAUUUUGGAGUUUCAUCAAAAAGAUGAUAUAUACCCAAUCGAAAGUUUAUGGAAGAGGGACAUAACAGAUUUCAUCUGUUAGCCUGUAUGUAAGGCUUCCCAAAGGACAGCGAGGUUAUAUUCCACUCUUGCAUCGAAAUUGUUUCAGUUUUCUUUAUUUGCGUACAAUGGUUGUAUUGUAUUUGAUUCUAUACUUUGUAAGCUCUUUGUGAUAUAAAA
Arabidopsis thaliana (thale cress) is the source of this 1027-nucleotide messenger RNA. Its product is annotated as LURP-one-like protein (DUF567). The transcript has 3 exons. Bases 66 to 743 code for a protein of 225 amino acids. Lineage: Eukaryota; Viridiplantae; Streptophyta; Magnoliopsida; Brassicales; Brassicaceae. The record is from RefSeq and is marked reviewed.